AUGGCGGCUCCGCGUGGGCUGGAGCGGGCGCGGGCUGGCCGGAAGUGAGGCUCCGAGCCCCUGCGCUGGGUGCGCGCUCGCCGCCCCCCGCUCGCCAUGGCCGGGAUCCUCUUCGAGGACAUCUUCGACGUGAAGGACAUCGACCCCGAGGGCAAGAAAUUCGACCGGGUUUCUCGCCUGCAUUGUGAAAGUGAGUCUUUCAAGAUGGACCUAAUCCUGGAUGUGAAUAUACAGAUCUACCCCGUGGACCUGGGUGACAAAUUCCGCCUAGUUAUCGCCAGCACCUUGUAUGAAGAUGGGACCCUGGAUGAUGGGGAGUAUAACCCCACUGACGACAGGCCGUCCAGGGCCGACCAGUUUGAGUAUGUGAUGUACGGGAAGGUUUACAGGAUUGAGGGAGAUGAAACAUCAACGGAGGCAGCCACACGCCUUUCUGCCUACGUGUCCUAUGGGGGGCUGCUCAUGAGACUCCAGGGAGAUGCCAACAACCUGCACGGCUUCGAAGUGGAUUCCAGGGUUUACCUCCUGAUGAAGAAACUGGCCUUCUAACCGCAGGGGGCCGAGCAGCUGGGGACCGCGGCUGCACCUGGGACCCUGCCUCACACACAGGCUUUGCAAAUAGACACGGUCUUGCUGGCCGGGACCGGGACCCUUGUAUUCAACGGCCGCUGGAUUUCAGCUCCAUUGGCCCAUCUGGACCCUCUGGAGUGAUGCAUGGCAAAAGCCUGCACCAUUUCCAGCAGGCCUUGUGUUUUGUGGCCUCUCUGGUGGCUGGGAGCAGGACAGGGAGCCGUUACUGAGCCAGCCCCACCUGGUUCUUUACUAAAGUGGGUGCUUCG
Gopherus evgoodei (Goodes thornscrub tortoise) is the source of this 839-nucleotide messenger RNA. It is a transcript of the gene POLR2H, whose product is annotated as RNA polymerase II subunit H. The record is from RefSeq and is a predicted model, not a curated record. Gene Ontology annotation, biological process: DNA-templated transcription. NCBI's taxonomy places the organism in Eukaryota, Metazoa, Chordata, Testudines, Testudinidae. Bases 97 to 549 code for a protein of 150 amino acids. The transcript has 5 exons. Gene Ontology annotation, molecular function: DNA-directed RNA polymerase activity. Gene Ontology annotation, cellular component: RNA polymerase I complex; RNA polymerase III complex; RNA polymerase II, core complex.